AUGAUGCAGCAAGGAGUUCGGCUAGACCAGGAAACCUUCUCUUGUUCAAUCUGUCUGGAUCUACUGAAGCAUCCAGUGACUCUUCCCUGUGGACACAGCUACUGCAUGAGCUGUAUUAAUAACUUCUGGGAUGGAGAGGAUGAGAAGGAAAUGUACAGCUGUCCUCAGUGCAGACAGACCUUCACACCAAGGCCUGUCCUGAUGAAAAACACCAUGUUAGCAGAUUUAGUGGAGGAGCUGGAGAAGACUGGACUCCAAGCUGCUGCUGCUGCUGCUCCUGCUGAUCUCUGCUAUGCUGGACCUGAAGAUGUGGCCUGUGAUGUCUGUCCUGGGAGGAAGCUGAAAGCCAUCAAGUCCUGCUUGGUGUGUCUGGCUUCUUACUGUGAGAAUCACCUCCAGCCUCAUUAUGAUGUUUCUCCAUUAAAGAAACACAAGCUGGUCGAGCCCUCCAAGAAGCUCCAGGAGAACAUUUGCUCUCGUCAUGAUGAGGUCAUGAAGAUGUUCUGCCGUACUGAUCAGCAGAGUAUCUGUUAUCUCUGCCCUGUGGAUGAACAUAAAGGCCACGACACAGUCUCGGCUGCAGCAGAAAGGACUGAGAGGCAGAGAGAGCUCGAGGUGAGUCGACUAAACAUCCAGCAGAGAAUCCAGCACAGAGAGAAAGAUGUGAAGCUGCUUCAACAGGAGGUGGAGGCCGUCAGUCGUUCUGCUGAUAAAGCAGUGGAGGACAGUGAGAUGAUCUUCACUGAGCUGCUAUGUCUUAUCCAGAAAAGAAGCUCUGACGUGAAGCAGCAGAUCAGAUCCCAGCAGGAAACUGAAGUGAGUCGAGUCAAAGAGCUUCAGGAGAAGCUGCAGCGGGAGAUCACUGAGCUGAAGAGGAAAGACACUGAACUGAAACAGCUCUCACACACAGAGGAUCACAACCAGUUUCUACACAACUACCCCUCAGUGUCACAACUUAAUGAACCUACAGACUCAUCCAGCAUCAAAAUCCGUCCUCUGAGAUAUUUUGAGGAUGUGACAGCAGCUGUGUCAGAGCUCAGAGAUAAACUACAGGACAUCCUGAAGGAGAAAUGGACAAACAUCUCACUGAGAGUGACUGAAGUGGACAUUUUACUGCCACAACCAGAGCCCAAGACCAGAGCUGAGUUCUUGAAAUAUGCAUGUGAAAUCACUCUGGAUCCAAACACAGCACAUGCACGUCUGUUAUUAUGUGAGAGGAACAGAAAAGCAACAGUCAUGGGAGAAAAGCAGAGUGGUAAUACAUACUCAAGUGCAAGAGCUGAAAAGCAACAUUCACUGAAGAUGGCGCAGCAAGGUGUUCAACUGUACCAGGACUCAAUCACCUGUUCAAUCUGUCUGGAUGUACUGAAGGAUCCGGUGACUGUUUCCUGUGGACACAGCUACUGCAUGACCUGUAUUAAAGCACACUGGGAUGAAGAUGAUGAAAAGGAAAGCUAUAGCUGUCCUCAGUGCAGACAGACCUUCACACCGAGGCCUGUCUUGGUGAAAAACACCAUAUUAGCAGAUUUAGUGGAGCAGCUGAAGAAGACUGGACUCCAAGCUAUUCCUGUUGAUCUCUGCUAUGCUGGACCUGAAGAUGUGGCCUGUGAUUUCUGUUCUGGGAGGAAACUGAAAGCCGUGAAAUCCUGUCUGGUGUGUCUCGUCUCAUACUGUGAAAAACACCUCCAGCCUCAUUAUGAAUCACCUGCAUUCAAAAAACACAAGCUGGUUGAUCCCUCCAAGAGGCUCCAGGAGAACAUCUGCUCCCGUCAUGAUGAGGUAAUGAAGAUGUUCUGCCGUACGGAUCAGCAGAGUAUCUGUUAUCUUUGCUCUGUGGAUGAACAUAAAGGCCACAACACAGUCUCAGUUGCAGCAGAAAGGACUGAGAGGCAGAGAGAGCUCGAGGUGAGUCGACUAAACAUCCAGCAGAGAAUCCAGGACAGAGAGAAAGAUGUGAAGCUGCUUCAACAGGAGGUGGAGGCCGUCAGUCGCUCUGCUGAUAAAGCAGUGGAGGACAGUGAGAUGAUCUUCACUGAGCUGCUGUGUCUUAUCCAGAAAAGAAGUUCUGAUGUGAAGCAGCAGAUCAGAUCCCAGCAGGAAACUGAAGUGAGUCGAGUCGAAGAGCUUCAGGAGAAGCUGCAGCAGGAGAUCACUGAGUUGAACAGGAAAGAUGCUGAACUGCAGCAACUCUCACACACAGAGGAUCACACCCAGUUUCUGCAAAAUUACUUUGCAGUUACAUAUCUCAAUGAAUCCAUAUAUUUUGCUCCUAUCCACCCCAACAGUUUGAGGCAUUUUGAUGAAGUGCAAAAGACUGUGUCAGAGCUCAGAGAUAAACUACAGGAUAUUCUGAGUAAGGAGUGGACAAAGAUCUCACUGAAAGCUACUGAAGUGGACGUUUUACUGUCACGAGAGCCCAAGACCAGAGCUGAAUUCUUGGACUAUUCACGUCAAAUCACACUGGAUCCAAACACAGUAAACAACCGUCUAUCAUUAUCUGAAGAAAACAGAAAAGUAACAUUCAUAACAGAGGAACAGUGCUAUCCUCAUCACCCAGACAGAUACACUGAAUAUUGUCAGGUCCUCAGUAGAGAAAGUCUAACUGGACGUUGUUACUGGGAGGUAGAGAAGGGUGUGGGAGGAGUUUCAGUGGUAGUUGCAUACAAAGAAAAUAAAACUUUAAAUGAAAGAUUCGGAGCAAAUGACAAGUCAUGGGCAUUAGACUUUUACAAAGGUCGUUAUGAAUUCAGACACAACAAUAUCUCAACUACUGUCUCAGGUCCUCGUUCCUCCAGAGUCGGAGUGUACCUGGAUCAGAAAUCAGGUAUUCUGUCCUUCUACAGCGUCUCUGAAACAAUGACUCUCCUCCACAGAGUCCAGACCACAUUCACUCAGCCGCUCUAUGCUGGUUUUCAUCUUUAUGGUCCAGUUGGAAACACUGCUGAGCUGUGUGAGCUAAAAGUCCCCCUCUUCUCAAACAUGUAUUUUUCUUCUUCCUCCAUCAGUUUGAGGGAUAAGGCAAAGCUUCUCUUUGGAUAA
This is a messenger RNA of Scomber japonicus (chub mackerel), 3039 nucleotides long. Its product is annotated as E3 ubiquitin/ISG15 ligase TRIM25-like. The transcript has 2 exons. Gene Ontology annotation, molecular function: zinc ion binding; protein binding. Bases 1 to 3039 code for a protein of 1012 amino acids. NCBI's taxonomy places the organism in Eukaryota, Metazoa, Chordata, Actinopteri, Scombriformes, Scombridae. The record is from RefSeq and is a predicted model, not a curated record.